AUAUAUUUCAAUGAUCUAUGGCGUAUCAUGAAAACAUUUCCCCACUCCUGCUUCAAAUGUUAGUAUACACCUGCCACUGCUUGACGUAUAUCCGAAUGCAGGACAAUAGGCAUGGUGUGGUAGCAUUGAACUUUGUGUAACUUUGUUUUCUGCAACACGAAAUUCGUAUCAAUUCGUUAAAUAAACACUGCCAAUCGUCGAUUGAUUUCAAUACGUCAUCCACGUUGCUUUCCAAGAUGGGAGUAAUAUUUUUGGAACACAUCGGUGGCAGUCGUCUCUUCUCCUGCGCUUCUUGUGACACCAACCUCACCAACAGGUCACAGCUCGUAAGCACACGCUUUACGGGUGCUACAGGACGUGCAUUCCUCUUCAACAAAGUCGUCAAUCUAAAUUAUAGCGAAGUGCAGGAUAGAGUGAUGCUGACAGGUCGCCACAUGGUUCGAGAUGUCAGCUGCAAAAACUGUGACGCUAAGCUCGGAUGGGUGUAUGAAUUUGCAACAGACGAGCAGCAACGAUAUAAAGAAGGUCGUGUUAUACUGGAACGAGCUCUUGUCACAGAGAGUGAUGGACUGAACGAGAAUGUUUAAUAUUUAACAUUGAGUAGGUUGUAUAUUAAAAAAUAACCAACAUAGUUCUUAUAUAAGUUAUCGCCAUUUUCAAAUUGUUUGGUUUUAAUUUUGUCAAUUAGAAGAGAGACUCUCGGUUAGUGUUCAACUUGUUCACGCGUAAGGAAAUACUGAUGACACUAUUAAUUGUGAUAAAACGUCACUCAACAUUUUCGUGUGUGAAUAUGGUUCCUAUUUUAUAAGAAAAUAUUUCAGAGUCUAUACUUAUUUACAUUAUUUUUCGAUUGAGUCUACAUCUUGUAUAUUUUAUUCAAAAUUGCUGAAUUUAUGUAAUAAGAAUAAACAUCAUUGAUGUUUUCUUAUACAGAUGCAACAUUAAUAAAUUAAUUUUAAUAACUCACACAAGUAUGUUUGUCAAGAAAAUGAAAGAAUGAAGAAAAAAUGUGAAUGUAUAUUAUGUAUGAGUAUAUUUAAUAAUUAUGUAUUGAUGAGUGCAAUAUAGAUAUAAAUGGAUCAGCAUAUAUUAUGUAACUUUAUUUAUAUUAUUUCAAUUAUAUAUAUAUAAUUUAAGAAGCAAUAAUGUACGAGAUGUUUGAAGCUGCGCGUUAAUCGUGACGUUAACUCAUAUAAUUAAUUAUACGCUGGUCGCUUUAAUGAAUUUUUUCUACUCAUAUUUAUAGCUGUAAAUAUGAAUAGUAUUUAAAGCUUUAAAUUAUUCAUAUUCACAAUUAGUUUUCCUUAUUGGUAAAUGACAAAAUAAAUUUUUACACAUUUUGAAUGUGUAAAUAUGAUACAAGUACAAAUUGAGAAAGCACACACAUAAAUCUUUCCAAGAUUCAUGAAAGUCACAUUUGUUGACAACUUUGAACACUUUCCAAAUAAAGAGAGGUCGCGUUCAAUAAAGAAGGCGAGAAUUGUUUAUAUUUGACGAUAAGUGUGAGAUACUGAUACAAACUGAUAGUAUAUAUAUGUAUUAUAGAAUUAUACUUUGUAUUGUAGAAAAAUGAAUAAUAUGCGUAGAAUAAAAAUAAAAAGAAUUAUGCCUUAA
Molecule: messenger RNA, 1614 nt
Organism: Formica exsecta
Lineage: Eukaryota; Metazoa; Arthropoda; Insecta; Hymenoptera; Formicidae
Gene: Yippee
Product: protein yippee-like 5
Exons: 2
Coding region: 237-587 (116 amino acids)
Source: RefSeq, a predicted model, not a curated record